This is a messenger RNA of Odocoileus virginianus texanus, 4057 nucleotides long. The record is from RefSeq and is a predicted model, not a curated record. NCBI's taxonomy places the organism in Eukaryota, Metazoa, Chordata, Mammalia, Artiodactyla, Cervidae.
CUGUCCAAGGGACUCUCAAGAGUCUUCUCCAACACCACAGUUCACUCAGGGAAGCAUAAGCUUCACUUACACAAACCCAGUCCUUUCACAUUGCCAACACUAAAACCAGUACAUUUGCUGUUUCAAAGAACAGACCCGUCCCUUGACGCUUCAUUUUUUAGGGCAAGAGGAGGAGGGCCUAAAAGACGCAAGAAGACGCCCAUCCUUUAUCAAAAAUGAGAUGUCUGUGGGGGCGGCCCUCCACGCCCAAGGACCGCCCCCUGAGGACUAGCAACAGAGCAGUAAGCAGGGAAGGAAAGCAGAAAAGGGCAGACCAGCUACGCACGCAGACCCUGGGGCGGAAGAGGUGGCGGUGCUGGGAGACAACGGGGAAGCCCCUCGGCCCGGCCCUGGCACGUAACAAGAGAUAGGAGGCUGGGCGCCAUGCGUGUGCGGUCGUAGGUCCGGAUCAGAGGCGGGGCGGCAGGCGCGGGAGAAACGGCCAAGGGCGGUACCCGAGGAGCGGGCUCUGAGUGAACGGCGCCAACCCAGGCCACGCCGAGCGCCCCUCUAGAGUGUGGCCGGGGACUGUCGGGGCCUUCCUGAGGCCUCAGCUGGGACCGCCGGGCCCGCCUCCUUCAUGCGCAAGCUCGUUGACCAGGAAGACGCGGGUAGGCGGAGUCGAGAACCGGAAGUGCCCGGGCGCACCGGAAACCUUCCCCAGAAGCCCGCCAGCCGGAACAGCCCUGAGGCCCCACCCCUCGACGGAACGCUGGGUUGCUGGGCAACCGGGGCGGGCGCCGCGGGAGGGUUCGGUGGUGCUCAGAACCGUCCCUGUGUAGCUCCUACAUCCUGCCCUGGCAACCUCCCGGCCCGCCCGCCUCCCUUCUUGCCGCCCCUCCUCGCAUCACGGAAUCCCUGCCCUUGGCACUACGUGCACCUCUUCGGCUCCCACGAUACUCUAGUGCCCACCUGCUUCGAGGCCAAGCUUCACCGAAAGGGAAGCGGGCCGACCCCGGGCGCGACCUCCACGUUGGCUGAGCGCGCCUCCCCGGCCAUGGCCACCUACACCUACACCAGCCGGCCCCGGGCCUUGCCCUCCCAGCGCCGCCGUUACCGGGACGACCUGAUGCAGCAAGCUGAAGAACCUGUGCAUUACGGAAACAUAAUGUAUGACAGAAGGGUAAUCCGAGGCAACACUUAUGCUCUGCAGUCGGUACCACUGCCUGGGCAGCCUGAUCCUAUAGAGAUUCAGAGACAGCAACAGGCUAGGAGGAGGGCUUUAGCCAGAAAACGAGCCCAAGAACAGCUCAGACCACAUACGCCUGAACCCGUGGAAGGCAGAAAACAUGUGGAUGUGCAGACAGAAUUAUACCUUGAAGAAAUUGCUGACCGCAUAAUAGAAGUUGAUAUGGAGUGCCAAACAGAUGCGUUUUUGGACAGACCACCAACACCACUCUUUAUUCCUGCCAAAACUGGCAAAGAUGUGGCCACUGAAAUUCUAGAAGGAGAGCUGUUUGACUUUGAUCUUGAAGUUAAACCAAUGUUAGAAGUUUUGGUGGGGAAGACCAUCGAGCAGUCUCUUCUGGAAGUGAUGGAAGAAGAGGAGCUGGCAAACCUGCGGGCCAGUCAGUACGCAUAUGAAGAGCUCCGCAACGUCGAGCUUGCUGAAGUCCAGCGACUUGAAGAGCAGGAGAGACGACACCGAGAGGAAAAAGAACGUCGGAAGCAGCAGCAAUGGCAGGUGGUUCACAAGCAUAAUGAGACCUCGCAGAAGAUCGCGGCUCGAGCGUUUGCACAGCGUUACCUGGCCGACCUCCUCCCGUCAGUUUUUGACAGCCUUCGGGAUGGUGGCUACUUCUAUGAUCCCAUUGAAAGAGAUAUUGAGAUAGGAUUCCUCCCAUGGCUAAUGAAUGAAGUUGACAAAAGCAUGGAGUACAGCAUGGUGGGAAGAGCAGUGCUUGACAUGUUGAUUCGUGAGGUGGUUGAGAGGAGACUGAAUCUCUAUGAGCAGAAGGAGGGCAGGCACGCCCCUGUGAGGCCUGAGUAUGGGCUCAGCGGUCCCGGAGGAACGAGAGAGCCCCUGGUGGGUUUCGAAUCCCGGGAUCAGGGUGUAGCCCAGGCCCAGAGACCCCUUCCAGACAGAGACUCCCUACAGAGAACGGCAUACGACGCAAGGUACAUGGAUAGAGUUUCGUCCCGGGAAAGGAGGCUCGUGGAAGAAGAUGACGAACUGACAGAAAUGAGGAGAUCCUUUGAGAGGGAAGAGCUGUCGCAAUAGAGGGAAGCCUCAGCGCCGUGGAGCCAGUCAGAAGCCAGUCAGCACUGCAAUCAGUCAGAUCUUUAUCCAAGAUCACUCAUCAUCCUUUUCAUCAAGAAGAUUUUGGCCACAACAUUUUGAAUAACCUGUUUUCAUUUUUUGGAUGGAGGAAGAAGUGAUAAAUGAAAAUAUGAACAUUUCUAUUUUGUUGUGGGCUCAUCUCUUCAAUAUAAAUUAUUCAUAAAACCCUUUUCUUAGCACUGUUGUUUUCUCUAGUGAGUCAGAAAAAAACAGAAACCACUGUCUACUCCUUUCCCCUGUAAACAAAAAGCCAACACAAAAAAAUAGCAUUCAAUAAGAGAAGACUUAAGUAUGGCCUGUCAGACAGAUGACAGCUUGUUUGUAGAAUGAUCAGAGAGGAUUCAGCUGCACAUUUGAAGGAAGAAUUGAGAGUGCACGGCUAUACCAUGGGGAGAAAACAGAGUUAAUCUUUCUACUGUGUCAUUUAUUUAUUCAACAAAUAUUUAUCCAGUCCUUACUGUGUAUCAGGCUCUUUCUCUGUGAUGAGGAACACGAUGGUGAGCAAUCAGAGAAAGUGGCUACCCCGACUCUCCCAUCUCCUGGAAACAAAUGAAAUUCUGCCCCCCCACCGCCCUCCCACCUCUAUUAGCAAUGCCACCAGCCCCACUAGGAUCAUUCCAAGAUACACCUCAAAGCACGUUUUCAAACAGCACUUUCUUCAGUAAAUGUACAUUGUGAUUCAGCUGGUCUGGGUGGGGCCUGGGUAUCUUUUUUUUUUAAAGCUCCCCAAAGUUAGUGGGAUGUCCAGCCACAUGCCCUGCUGAAAAGUUGAAAACCUCUCACCAUUGCUUCUUCCCUGGGUUCUUGCCUCAGCAGUGGUUUCUUUAGUUUCAUUUGACCCAGAAUAUACUUCCCAGUGUUCCAGAAAAAAUAGAGUUGGAGCCAGUGAAUUACGAGCAGCUGCCAGACCUUCACCAUGCCAACCAACCUCUCAGCCCCCAAGGAACAGUGGCUGAGGGGGCGAGGGGUGUGGGCCAUAAACACAGUGCUGAGGGCAUACGGUUUUCACUGAUCCCAGCCACCCUCCUUAGCCACCUGCUACAGUGUUUGGUUAGAAGCGUGGAUGAGAGUCCAGGCCCGCUGGGGGAAAAUGCCAAAAAUCUGUCUGUCUUAUAAUUAAAUGACCAUAACCAAAUUGUAUCCUACUUACUUUGGUGAGUGGCAAAAACAACUUAAAAAAUUAUGUAAAAACCAUCUAUUCCCUUUUACUCAGAAAUUUAGGCAGUAUCUAGGUAUCUAGUAUCUAGGUUUAAAGAACAUAGGGAUUUAUUUUUAGGGACUAUUGGCUAGAGUGAAUGCUACAAUAUUAAAAUAGCAUUACAUAAUAAAAAUCAAUGAAGUAGUAACAUUUCAAGUUUAAGUUGGAGUUAUCUGUUUUAAUUGAUCAGUUACUUGGUGUGAUUACACAUGCACACACACACACACACACACACACACACACAUAUAAUUCUUACAGUGCUUUCAUGUCCUGUAACUAGCUUUGGUUGACAAUACAAUUUAAUUAAUGGUGGCUUAUAGUUUAGGUUGAUGAUACACCAUAAACUGUGAUAAACCUCGCAGGAUGGGAAAGCUUCACAGUAAGCGUAGUGUGGUCUCAAAAUCCUGACGUGUAACUUAUUGACUGAAAACCUCUUAUGUUCUCUUAAAGCUGGUCCAUAAGUCCCAGGACAUACUCCAUGCAGCAUGUGAAGUGAAAGUCGCUAAGUCGUGUCCAACUCUUUGCGAUCCCAUGGACUA